AAUAUUAAACAAUUUGUGCUUAUGUCAGUAAUACUAAUACCAUUUAGAUGCAUUAAAGAAGAAGAUCCAUCUGUUUCUCUCCCCUCAUUUUUCAUAGAUUGUACUGAACAAACUUUGGGAUUAUUUGUUAGAACACAAGAACACUAAGGAAUUGUUUGGAACUGAGUGAGAGUUGCAGCAUAAUUGCAUUUUAAUUUUAUGGGUGAAAACAUUGCCACAAGGAACCAGCUGCAGUUUCACAACAGCCCAGCUUUUGAUGUCUCACUCGAUGUGCAAGGAGGCUCCAAAAUCGUCGAUGAAGAUGGCCGCCUCAUAAGAACCGGAACUCUCUGGACGGCAAGUUCACACAUAAUUACUGCUGUGAUUGGGUCUGGAGUUCUGUCCUUGACUUGGGCCAUAGCUCAGCUUGGAUGGAUUGCUGGUCCUGUUGUGAUGGUCAUGUUCUCCUUCAUCACCUACUACACUUCAACUCUUCUUGUUUCCUGCUAUCGUGAUCCCGUCACUGGAAAGAGAAGCUGCACUUACUCGGAUGCUGUUCGAUCCCACCUUGGUAAAGUUCAGGUCAAAAUGUGUGGAUUUAUUCAGCAAUUGAACCUUUUUGGAACUACUAUUGGCUAUACUGUAACGGCAGCUAUAAGCAUGGUGGCAAUAAAAAGGUCUACUUGCUUCCACAAUAGUGGUGGAAAAGAUCCAUGCCUUACCAGCAGCAAUCCCUAUAUGCUAGCUUUUGGAAUCUCGGAAAUUAUAUUGUCUCAAAUUCCAAACUUUGAUAAGUUGUCUUGGCUCUCCAUUGUUGCUGCAUUCAUGUCCUUCACUUACUCUGGAAUUGGACUAGCCCUUGGAAUUGCUAAAGUUGCUGAAAAUGGAAAAAUCAAGGGAAGCAUGUCCGGAAUGAGCAUUGGGGUUGUGACUCCAGCCCAAAAGAUGUGGAGGACCUUCCAAGCACUUGGUGACAUAGCUUUUGCCUUCUCUUACUCAAUCAUCCUCAUUGAAAUUCAGGACACAGUUAAAUCCCCACCAUCUGAAACCAAAACAAUGAAGAAGGCCACUCAACUUAGUUUGGCAGUGACAUCCAUUUUCUACAUUCUAUGCGGCUGCAUGGGCUACGCUGCUUUUGGAGACUUAGCUCCGGGAAACCUCCUUACUGACAAAGGCUUAUCCAGCCCAUUUUGGCUCAUCGACAUAGCCAAUGCCGCCAUUGUGAUCCACCUUGUUGGUGCAUACCAAGUUUUCGCCCAACCCAUUUUCGCAUUGGUCGAAAAAACGGCAGCAAAAUUUUUUCCAGACAGCCAGUUCAUCACAAAAGACAUCAAAAUAACAAUCCCGCGUUUAGGUUCCUACAACCUUAACCUCUUCAGUUUAGUUUGGAGAACAUUAUUUGUGAUUCUAACCACUGUGAUCUCCAUGAUCCUCCCAUUCUUCAACAAUGUGGUUGGAUUUCUCGGGGCUUUGGGGUAUUGGCCACUCACAGUUUAUUUCCCCGUGGAGAUGUACAUUGCUCAAAAGAAGAUACCAAAGUGGAGCAUGAGAUGGAUUUGCCUCGAAAUCCUCAGUUUUUGUGUCCUUGCAAUCGCCUUAUGUGCUGCAGGUGGUUCAGUUACUGGUGUGGUUCAUGAUCUCAAGGUCUACAGGCCCUUCAAAACCAGCAAUUAAUUUAGGUUCAGCAAAUUUUAAUUUACUCGUACUGUCACCGUCAAGUAUUUUCCAAUUCAAAAGACAGCUUGUAGAACCCUAAUUUCUUGGUGCAACAUUUCUAGGUCCAGCUGAAUUCAAUGCCAUCAAUCAUGUUGCCUUCUUGUACAUGUCCUUAAAACAUAAGCAGCUAAUGCGUAACGGUGUGAUUUCUUAUGCUUC
Molecule: messenger RNA, 1854 nt
Organism: Malus domestica (apple)
Lineage: Eukaryota; Viridiplantae; Streptophyta; Magnoliopsida; Rosales; Rosaceae
Product: amino acid permease 3-like
Biological process (GO): amino acid transmembrane transport
Cellular component (GO): membrane
Molecular function (GO): amino acid transmembrane transporter activity
Source: RefSeq, a predicted model, not a curated record